AUGGACAUAAACUUGGCAACCUAUCUUCUGGCCGUGUCGACGCUGCUCACGUUACAUUUGGGUAAGAGUUACCGCUAUUAUACUUUCUUUGAUCUGUUUAGAGUUGUAUUCUGGUCUAGCUAUACAAUAAUUUGCCUAGUGUCUACCGUAUCUUACAAAAGUAAAUUAAGAAUUUAACUUUAACUGUAGUAGUAACACCGUUUUACCAUUUCACUACCUUCCUAUCUUGCCUUCGAAACCUUUGACAACCUAAUACCUAUACCUAAAAGUCGAAACCCUCUAAGUGUAUUAAGUAGGUUCAUUCACUCGGAAAGAAAGUUUCUUCCGGUCGAAUCGGAGCACUUCCUGUCCAGUAAUCUUUUGUUUGUCUAAGUAUUCGGGAGGUAGAGGUGUUCGAAUGUCAGCUAUGGAUAUGGUGACAUAUUACAUUACAUAAUAGGUUCAUAUAUUAGGUAUUAAACCUAAUAUACGGACCUACUGACUGUAACUUGGAAAGACAUAAAGAAGGUACUUGAAUAUAAAUGAAUAGAUAACAACUUCUAAUCUUAAUUUCUAAAUACAGUACCUUUUCAGUAUCGUCCCUAGAAUGUAUUCAAUGUGACCGACACGGUGCCUGGUAUUCUCCAGAAGAGACAGAACGACACGUUCAGAAAUGUCAAAAUGGUCUGAUCGACCCCACACCUUGUUUGAAUGCCAGCCAUACCCACUGUAUAUACAGCUACUAUCGACAAGGCGUGUCUAAUGGUAUGUUUUCACUAUUUCACAUAUUUUAUAAUACAGUUUUUUAAAAGCUUAAAUUAUAUUUUUUCCAUAAAAAUAUGAAUAUCUUUGACGCGAUUCUUAAGACCAACUUUUUUUAUCAACUACAGUUAAGCCUUAACAUUAUUUUUGAUUAAAACAAUAUUAUUCAAGACUAAACGAGUGCCAUUUCCUAUUAUCCAAACCUAAAACAGUGCUAUUUCUAAGUAGUGUUCUCGCAGUGUCCGCUGGCAUGUUUUAUAGGCCCUGGGGGGAUGCGGCGGGGUUUAAUUAAAAUGCGGCUCAAACUAAGCCUAAGAAUUGGUUUUAAUCUGUCAACAAAGACGGCCGAAGAUAAGCAUAAUUAGUGUGGAGGUAACACUGACAUCCCCACUUCGUUUGGCAGUCAAAUUGAAACGACAUAAAGUUGCCGUUUUGAAUACGACACGCAAAAAUUAGCUGUCGUAAGUGAUACAAUGAAUUCUAGGCCGUUUUAAACGGUUUUGCUCUUGAACUUUGAGCUGAAUUGAUAAAAAAUGUCUAUAUUAAAUUAACUUUUUUGCAUUAGCCAAAAAAAUUAAAAUUUCAAGCAAUCUAUAAUUAAAACACUAGAUACGUAAUAUGACAAUCAUUGCAAAAACACUUAAGACUCUUUUUAACAACACAACUUUUCAGUAAUCACCGUGACUGAGCGGAGAUGUGGCGUAGAAGCUGACAUUCUCGGCUGCACUUUAUACAAAAGUUCUCGAAAACGAAUGAAGCGACACUUUCUGGACUCCAGCCAGAAGACUGGUCAGAAAAGACGCGACACUGACACUUUAUUUGUAGAAGUGUGUACAGAAGGAUGCGAGGGAGACGGCUGCCUGAACUCUGCCUUCAGUUCGGCCGCUUCUGCACUGUUAACGGGUCUUCUAGUGCUGUUCCUCGUUUGA
This is a messenger RNA of Bursaphelenchus okinawaensis, 1670 nucleotides long. The record is from the annotation of a GenBank genome assembly. Lineage: Eukaryota; Metazoa; Nematoda; Chromadorea; Rhabditida; Aphelenchoididae.